AUGUCUGAUUCAGCUUCAAUCAGCAAGCCUGGAGGGCACUCUCUACAGAAGGACGAAGCCGAGCUCGCGCGGAUGGGUUAUAAGCAGGAGUUAAAACGGGAGUUAGGGCUUAUGCAGAACUUCGGGGUUUCGUUCUCGAUCAUUUCUGUCAUUACUGGCAUCCCAUCUUUAUUUCUCUAUGGCCUGAAUACUGGAGGGCCGGUAGUCAUGGUGUGGGGAUGGGUUGUUGUUUGUUUCUUCACGAUGUCUGUGGGGCUCUCCAUGGCUGAGAUAUGCAGCGCUCACCCAACUUCGGGAGGUCCGUACUUCUGGUCGGCAAUGCUAUCACGGAAGGGAAACGCCCCCCUUGCGUCUUGGAUUACAGGAUGGUUCAAUCUGCUUGGACAAGUCGCGAUUACGACUGGAAUCAGCUUCGCAUGCGCGACUUUCAUCUCAACCGUAUGUACGCUAAACACAAGCUUUGUUCCUACGCCGAAGACAACCAUUGGAAUCUACGCUGCUGUCUUGUUCUCGCAAGGCCUGACGAACACUUUCGGAGUUCAUAUACUGCACUACCUAAAUAAUGUAUCAGUCUGGUGGCACGCCCUUGGUACCACCUCACUGGUUAUUGCUAUUUUGGCGAAAGCUCCCAAACACCAAUCGGCAAAAUUUGUCUUUCAGACAUUUAUUGACGGCACGGGACCACCUGGACAAGGAUGGGGAGACAGGGCAAGCCACGCAUACGUGGUCAUCAUUGGGGUAUUAAUGGCUCAAUACACCCUCACUGGUUACGAUGCAAGUGCUCAUAUGACAGAAGAAACGCGCAACGCAGCAAUGUCGGGGAGUAUUGGAAUCAUCAUGUCCCUUGGAGUCUCCGCUGUUCUUGGCUGGUUCCUGAUCCUUGGUCUACUGUUUUCGAUCCAGGACUUGGGGACGACGUUGGCUUCGCCGACUGGGCAGCCGGUAACCCAAAUCUUCUUAGAUACAGUCGGGGAGAGGGGAGCUAAAGUUCUCAUGGUAAUCGUCAUUGGGGCUAUGUAUUUCUGCGGGACAUUUUCGAUCACAUCCAAUUCGCGAAUGAUGUACGCCUUUGCCCGCGAUGGUGGUAUCCCAGGACACAAGUUCUUCAGUAAGGUUAACCAAAGGUGGAAGUCACCUAUUAGAACAGUAUGGCUUGCAUGCACCCUUAGUUUCAUCCUUGGUUUACCUAGCCUAGGAAGCUCCGUGGCAUUUGCGGCAGCCACCUCAAUCGCCACCAUUGGGUUGUACAUCUCCUAUGGAAUUCCUAUUGCGCUGCGCGUCAUAUACAGAGAUCAAUUCGUUCGAGGUCCCUUUCAUCUCGGAAAAUUCUCCUAUCCAGUCGCUGCGACUGCCGUCAUCUGGAUUGCCUUCAUCUCCAUCGCUUUUAUUCUGCCUUCCGUCAAUCCCGUGAAUUCACAGACCUUUAACUAUUCCAUUGUGGCGGUGGGGAUCGUCAUCAUCUACAGUGUUGGGUUUUGGCUUCUCAGCGCUAGGAAGUGGUUCAAGGGCCCGAUCAAGCAGAUUGCUGUGGAGGAAAUGGGUGUUGACGUUAUGGAUCCCGCAAACGCGGAAAAGUUGGAGGGAAUCGUUGUGGAGGUAGCAUAG
Molecule: messenger RNA, 1605 nt
Organism: Laccaria bicolor S238N-H82
Lineage: Eukaryota; Fungi; Basidiomycota; Agaricomycetes; Agaricales; Hydnangiaceae
Product: APC amino acid permease
Exons: 21
Coding region: 1-1605 (534 amino acids)
Biological process (GO): amino acid transport; transmembrane transport
Cellular component (GO): membrane
Molecular function (GO): transmembrane transporter activity
Source: RefSeq, a predicted model, not a curated record